AUGACUGAACCUGCCCUGAGUAGCGCUAAUAACGCUCUGAUGCAAAAACUAACAGGUCGACAACUUUUUGACAAGAUCGGCCGUCCUACUAGGAUCGUUGCACCAAUGGUAGACCAAUCCGAAUUAGCAUGGCGUAUUCUAUCGAGAAGAUACGGUGCAACCUUGGCGUACACUCCCAUGUUACAUGCAAAAUUAUUUGCUACCUCGAAGAAAUAUAGAGAAGAUAAUUGGUCUUCCUUAGACGGCUCUAGCGUAGAUAGGCCGUUGGUUGUACAGUUCUGCGCUAAUGACCCAGAGUAUCUAUUGGCGGCAGCUAAACUGGUGGAAGAUAAAUGCGAUGCGGUAGAUUUGAAUUUGGGCUGUCCUCAAGGCAUAGCUAAGAAAGGUCACUAUGGGUCAUUUUUGAUGGAAGAAUGGGACCUUAUACACAAUUUAAUCAACACCUUGCACAAAAAUUUGAAAGUUCCAGUUACAGCAAAAAUACGUAUAUUUGACGACUGUGAAAAGAGUUUGAAUUACGCCAAGAUGGUGCUGGAUGCUGGAGCUCAAUUUUUAACCGUCCAUGGGAGAGUAAGAGAGCAAAAAGGACAAAAAACUGGUUUAGCUAACUGGGAAACAAUCAAAUACCUAAGAGAUAAUUUACCUAAAGAAACCGUGUUUUUUGCUAACGGGAAUAUCUUAUAUCCUGAAGAUAUUUCACGUUGUAUGGAACAUAUCGGUGCUGACGCAGUGAUGAGUGCUGAGGGGAACUUAUACAAUCCUGGUGUUUUCAAUGUAGGCCAAACUAAGAACAAGGAGAAGAUAUUUCCACGCGUAGAUAAGAUUAUCAGAGAGUAUUUCCAGAUUGUCAAAGAAUGCCAGGAAUCUAAAGCCUCCAAGACAGCAAUGAAAUCACAUUUUUUUAAGAUUUUAAGGCCUUUCUUGCCGCAUCAUACUGAUAUUAGGUCAACACUUGCUACUAUGAAUGCAAAAGCCACGUGGGAAGAAUGGGAGGAACAAGUAGUGAAGCCUGUCGAAAAAGUAGUGCAAGAAAUAUUUGAACAGCCAGAUAUCGCUAUUAAGGAUGAAAUUACUAUCGGCGAAAAGCAAUCAUGGGGUGGUUCAUAUAGAACUGUUCCAUACUGGAGAUGUCAACCAUAUUUUAGGCCUGUUAACGGUAUCACAGGUGAUAAAAGAGUUAUGCAAGGCCUCAUAGAUGAAAGCGUGAACAAGAAACGUAAAGCUGACGUGCCAUUAGAAUCUGCUGAUAAAAAGAAGGACGUGAAAGCUUAA
Molecule: messenger RNA, 1272 nt
Organism: Saccharomyces cerevisiae S288C
Lineage: Eukaryota; Fungi; Ascomycota; Saccharomycetes; Saccharomycetales; Saccharomycetaceae
Gene: DUS1
Product: tRNA dihydrouridine synthase
Exons: 1
Coding region: 1-1272 (423 amino acids)
Biological process (GO): tRNA dihydrouridine synthesis; tRNA processing
Molecular function (GO): tRNA-dihydrouridine16 synthase activity; RNA dihydrouridine synthase activity; tRNA dihydrouridine synthase activity
Source: RefSeq, marked reviewed